AUGGCCAUCUUGUCCACAGCUGAGGCACUUUGCAGCUUGUGCGGUGGUCUUUUUCCGUUUAACUGCUUUCUUCUUCUCUUUCACUUGGUCACUCUGUUUUCUCUUUUUGCCACUGCUACCAACUUUAAGGAGGUUACUCACAAGCAAUUAAGUGCUGUGUGUAAGAUAGAUUUAGGUUUAUUGCUUACCAUCAUCAGCUUUUACGGCUUUGUAAUACUUGCAUUUGUAAUAACGCUUGUCAAAAUGACCUGGUUCAUAGCAGUCUCGACACUUGAUCUAAUCUUCUGUAUAAAGAAACUUUUGUACAUGAAUAGAGCUGUAAAAAGACACGUCUUUAUCAUUGGGCAAAGUUCCGGAAAAGGCACUGACGAACAUCUGGUUGGGUCUUAUAACACAUCGUCAUUUGACGAAAAAGUUGUCAAGCUUUUUGUAGCUCGUCCUAUUGCAAAGUCACGCCAAUAAGAGUUUUCUUAGCGACUUCCUUACUAUGAAGACUCAUUUU
Molecule: messenger RNA, 502 nt
Organism: Mycotypha africana
Lineage: Eukaryota; Fungi; Mucoromycota; Mucoromycetes; Mucorales; Mycotyphaceae
Exons: 3
Coding region: 1-462 (153 amino acids)
Source: RefSeq, a predicted model, not a curated record